AUGACUGAUACUGAAAUGCAUGAGCUUGAGCGGGAGCUGGAAAUGCAUUACAGCAAAGUAGUGCAAGAGGACGCUGCUGCUGCUGAGAGACCAGCCAAGAGGGGGCGAUCUAUGGAAGAGCUUUCUUCAUCUGUUGACAGUGCUGUUCAUGAUGCGGCUACUGUGGCAGGUCCUCCUGCUCCUACCUCGCCGUGGCCACUUGGGAUUGGGACCGCACCUCCCAACAAACACGCGGAGCGCAGGAAGUUUCUGAUGGCCAGGGAGGUGGCAAUCCGGGACGCUUUGUUUCAACUCAGUGAUGAGGACAUCGCAAAGAGGGUGGCCUUGGCAAAAUCCCAUCCCAAGUUUGGUGAUGUUGGGGGCUACCUGGAGCACUUGAAGGCUGACAUUGGGGUUCCUGACGAGUUUGGAGACGAGGAGCCUAUCGAGGACAUUAUCAAUUUUGAGAUGUGGCUUGCCGACCAACUUGAAGGGACCGAGAGUCCGCACCGUCCAACACCUCCAGCCCCAGCCCCAGCAGAGGCACCCGCCGAGGAAGAACGUUGGGAGGACUUGGUUCGUAGGGUUGGGCGGUCACAUGCACUGUCAGUGCAAAUGGAGCGAGAGGCCAUGCGGGUGCUACAUGCUCCAGCUCGUGGCGAAGCACAUGCUACAGCACUCCCAGCGCCAGAUGCAGCAUCCCAGGCAGAGCACCCACCACAGGUGGCACCAGCUUCUGUAGCGCCGCCUGCACCCCAGCCAGAGCUUCCAGCACAGGUGAAACCAGCUUCACUGGCACCUGUGGCACCCACAUCUGAGCCAGUGUCCCCACCACAGCCUGUGGCUUCCGCGUCUGACCAAGUGUCCCCGCAUGCGCCUGUGGCACCCGCAUCUGAGCAAGUGUCCCCGCAUGCGCCUGUGGCACCCGCAUCUGAGCAAGUGGUGGCACCACAGCCUGUGGCACCAGCUUCAGUGCAACCAGUGUCCCAUGCCAGCAGCCCAGCGCAGGCUUCAGCACCUCCCCCAUCCCCAGUGAAGGCAGUGCCCCCAGCACACAUCGCUCCGGCAUCCGUGCAGGCAGUGCCCCCAGCGCACGUGGCACCAGCUUCUGUUGAAGGGAGCGCCGCGCACCCGGCAGUUGCACUUCCUGCCCCUGCACCUCAAACAGCCCAACCUGCAGUGAAAGCAACCUCAGCGUCACACCGCACUGAGUACAUGGCAUUUCUGAGGGCAGCCCGCAACACCAGCAAGAUGCCUUCUUCACUCCAGCCAAUGUUCAACAGCAUGAACGAUCGGAAUGAGUUGUUCAACUUGUGGUUGGACAAGUCGAGGGAUUUCGCACAGGUGGCCCUGGAGGUUGCAAGAACACGGACUCAACAACAACGCUCGGGGGCAAAGGCGGUUUGCUGGAGUCGUGCCCAGCUGGAGGACAGCAAACGCUACACCAAGACUGAGAUUGACGACCUCAUUGCCCGGUGCACAGCUGCCAACCGGUACAUUGAGGAUCCUAACUUCCCCGGGGUUGAAUCCCUGCGCCAAUACCAUGUGAUCAUCGAGACCAGCCGGGAGACUUCGGACUGUUUGGAGAAUUCCACGCGACUAUCUGGGAGUGUGAGCUUAUCUGCGG
Messenger RNA from Durusdinium trenchii, 1606 nucleotides. The record is from the annotation of a GenBank genome assembly. Lineage: Eukaryota; Dinophyceae; Suessiales; Symbiodiniaceae.